Messenger RNA from Danaus plexippus (monarch butterfly), 3775 nucleotides. RefSeq names its product FGFR1 oncogene partner 2 homolog (gene Fgop2). NCBI's taxonomy places the organism in Eukaryota, Metazoa, Arthropoda, Insecta, Lepidoptera, Nymphalidae. The transcript is spliced from 5 exons. Bases 162 to 791 code for a protein of 209 amino acids. The record is from RefSeq and is a predicted model, not a curated record.
CAUAAUAUAGGCUAAAGCUAAUGGCCGCCCAAGUAUAAUCGUAAAACAGCUGAUGUGCGUCGUUUGGAGUUUAUAAUUGCAGUUUAUGUUUCUUUGAUUUAAAAUUACAAUAUAAAUUAGAUGGUAGGCUACUUGUGUCACUACUUUGUGUGGAGAUCAGGAUGUCACUGACCAUACAACAAAUUAUUUUGGACGCUAAAAGACUUGCUGGCCGUCUCAAGGAGCGUGAAACAGAAGCUGAUGCUUUGUUAAACGAGACUCAAACUGCAUACCGACAGAUCUAUACAAUCAAACAGUACAAAGAGGAGGUGGAUACACUUAAUGAGGCAUCCCGAGAGAGACCACGGGGUGAACUUAUUGCCAGCAUGGAGAGGGAAUCUCGUUUGAUGAGGGAUGUGCAGAGGGAAAACGGAGAGUUACGUGCUGCACUGGAAGAUCACAGAAAAGCCCUUGAACUCAUAAUGACCAAGUAUCGACAGCACACUGAAAACCGAAUAUGGGAGUCCAGGAUAGACUUCACAGCGGCUAUUAAUGAAAAGCAGCAGGAAUUGAUUCGCCAACAGGCGGAGAGAAUUAAUGAGAUGACAAGCAUUAUGUACAAAGCAAUUAAUAUGGAUGAAAAUGAAGACUCCAGGAAAGGGGAUGAACUCUACCAAAGACUUAUCACCGAAAAUAAGGGUUUGCGGGAAAUGUUGAAUCUGUCUAGACGGUAUGGCUCGGACCGUUCGUACGGACCUCCUACGGAAGACAAGGAUGUGCAGACAGACGGGCCCCCACUAUCGGGGGCGUGACGGCUCCCUCAGGCCCCCUAGAGAAGGACGUGCAGGGCCCAUACGAGUCCCCUUCGCAUGUCUCCAUAGACUGCUGAUUUUUGUCUCUUGACUGUGGUGUACCUUUCACAUAUGUACAUAUGCCCCGGAUGUUUGGACGACAUUACUUUUCUUGUGAUGUUUAUGCUUGUGCGGAUAUUAAUAUGAGAAUGUUUUAAACUGUAUGUAUCACAUUAAAUUGUUUGUUAGAUUUGUUGAUGCUGUCAUAUAUUCAAGGUUUGUAUUUCGAACGAGCAUGUACAUUUUUUUAAAUUUUUUUAUAAUUUAGUGAUACGCGGCAGAUGUUACCUAAAUGUUUUUUUCCUUAUCAAUUAACUGUAAUUAAAUGUUUACGUGAUUACGCAUUACUCGUUGUCCUUUUCUUUUUGUGUAUAUUAUAUACAUUUUACUAUAACACGUGAUCAAUGUAUUGAUAUUAUUUCUAGCAAAAUAUAAUAAAAAUUGUGCCAUUUGAUCGUCACUAAAUUAUUAAAAAAAAAAAUCACAGUGACUUGUUCUUUCGCACAGAUUACAAAUUUUUUUUAUAACAUACGUGUCUCAUAAGCUUUUUCUCUUUAAUAAUUUGUGAAUAUCUAAUACUUAAUUCAAGCUGCUUGAAUAUAAUUUUAGUAUGAUUUUGGUCGUGAUGGGUUACAUUAUUUUAAUUUUAGUUCAUACUAUUCCUACAAUUGUAAAAGUCAUUAUAAGUCAUACUCUUACCUAUGGUUUAGUAAUUUUUAAAUAUUUUGCUUAAAGUUGUUUACUUGCAAUGUGUAUUAUGUAAAGGGAUUUGGAAGGUAAAAGUGUUUCCUCGUUUCACAAAGUAGUGGGAUAUGAUAAUAUGCGAUAUUUUUAUGCGAAGCUUUCAGUGUUAGGCGUAUGUAGGUAGUUGGGUAGAAAUUUCGUGAUCUAAUCAUGCUAAGUCAUGCAAGCAAUAUUAUACGGACUCAUCGUAUAGAGUAAAUCUAAGGGACGUUCGCACGUAAAUAAGAAAACCGUCCUUGGCUUUGGCAUCGCCUAUGAUAUCCAAAAGGUUUGUUGUGUCAAAUAUAUAAAAAGAAAUUACUUAUAUAAUUUAGAAAUAUUUUCCGAAAUAUUAAAAAAUAUUUUCAGAAAAACUUGUACUGCUUGAAUUGCAAGGUAAGCAAAAACCAGCAGCUUUCGUUGAAGUAUUUUAAGAGGUAGGAGAAAAAAAUAUUUUCUAUUGUAUCGACUUUCCUUAAAUAAACCAACAAAACUUUCAAUGUUUCAUUGUUUGUCAGAUCGUUUUAGGACGCGUUGCGUGAUAGGGCAUGGUUUAUUUGACAGUGUAGGUUUUUUAAUUCAAUAUUUUCAAUUAAUUUUUAUGUAUUUCAUCUUAGUAUUGAGAGCUAAUGCGGAAAUAAAAUAACUGACGAGAAUAAUAUAAAUUUCUCUAUAAUAAGCAAAUAUUUUAUUUAAAAAAAAAAAACUAUUUUAUUUGGAGGCACAAUUUUUUUGUAAACUGAUUAUAAUUUUAUUCGCCAUUGAAAAAGUUGUAGUAUAAUAUAUGGUAAUGUUCAUCUUUUUAUUAAUUCAUAUUUUGAAGUAAAAUGCUUUUUAAUCAUAAAAUGCUUACUUUUUAACAACUAAAUAAAUUAAUAACCCAAGUUGUUUAGUUAGUUUAAUAUGUUCUAUAAAGUGAGAUCAGAGUCAGGUAUUUAUAUAUAUUUUGUGAAUGGCAACAAGACACAAGCUGUGCUUUGUUAUUAAACAUUUAAAAAGUUAUAUAUAAUUAAUAUAACGAUUUAAUUCCGUAGAGAAAAUUAAGAUUAACAAGGAAGAUGUGCCGCCGUAUAUUAAAGCGAUAGCUUUUUUUUCUUAUAAUAUGGCCUUCAAACGCGAUACCUUUAAUCGUACAAGCUAUUGCUGACAAUAUUUUUCUUAAGUCAAUGUCAUAGAAGAUGAAAUAAGUUUUGUUUUUUUAAUAUAUUUAGACAUUACUCUAUAUCAUCUUUUAGUACGCUUGGACGUCUAUUUUUUUUUUACAUGAGAAACAUAACAUUGACGAGAUUUAUGUAAACACCACAAAGGUGGACCCUUGCGUAUAAAAUCCACAAAAUUUUUUGUGGUAAUUUUUUCUUAUUGAUUGCAUACGCGGUGUAAUUUCAUAAGUAUUAUAAUUUAUAGCUUUUUAUAGGUGGGAACUUAGACGUUUUAAUUUUAAAAAGUUCAGUCUGCAAUCGAAUAUUAAACAAUGUCUUAAUUUUAACGAAAAUUUUAUUAAUUAAUUUAAAGAAAAGUCUCAGUAAAGAAAUAAAUUUGGAUGGAAGUUUGCGUGUAGAAACGUAACAUGAAUUCUGUUACGUAAUUAAAAUAUUUCCAAUGUUGUAUCUUAUUGUUAUAUAUGCAUGUUACAGUUCAAAUAAAAUUAUAUUGUUAUAAAAAUCGAGCAUAAACUCGUUUUAUAGGUUUAGUUAGUAAAAAUAGUCAUGUGGUUAAGCACUUAUUUACAUGAUUUAUUUUGCCUUAAUUUUUCAAAGAUAAUCGAACGGAAAGGAUUUACCUCAAUCUCAAGCUGUGUGAGGUCUUUACAAAUUUAGUGUAGUGUUAAAAUUAGUAAAAACUUGUACGUAUUAUAGUAUAUGCUUAAACAUUUAAAAUAUGACAAUUAGUUUAACACAUUUUUACAUGAAAUGUUUGUUUUAAAAUAUUUAUAGUAAAGGAUUGUUUAGUGCAGUGGUCACUCCUUGGUAAUAGUAUGUAAUAUUAAAUACAGGACACAAUAAAUAGAUUAUUUAGAUACAGUUAAUUUUGUAUGUCCAAAGACCACAAAGAAAAAUAGUAUUUACUACAUUUAUACUCACUUUACAACUGGGAGUACCUUUUAGAAAAUAUUUAAGAUAGAUAAUAUGAAAUUAGUUUUCUGCUGUAGACAAAAAAAUUUAGUAGGUAGUGCUAAAUUUAAUACCAAUAAUGUAUCUUGAUAAAUAUACCAAUUAAUGACA